CAUUCCUGGGGACCCCGGGCUGCAAUGCGGCCGCAGCGGUCGGGAGGGGAGCCGGUCCGUAGAAGUACUUAUCAGUAGCAUGAGCUCGCCAAGAGCUGGGCUUCCCAAAAAAAAAGUUCGCCAUGUCAGCAGCAGCACCACUCACGUUCCAGCUCGACGCGACUGACGGCGACGCCUGCGCCGCGUCGGUGACCGACAGCCACUUCCCGAUCCGCAUCGCGUCCAUAUUCGUCAUCUUCGUGACCACGCUGCUGGGCACGCUGCCGCCGAUCGUGUGGCGCAAGUCCAAGACGAUCCCUCGGGCGCUGUUCGACUUUGCAAAGUACUUUGGCACAGGCGUCAUCAUCGCCACGGCGUUCGUACACCUCCUCGCGCCGGCGGUCGAGGAGCUGGGCUCCCCAUGCCUCAGCCCCGCGUGGCAGGAGUACGACUACCCGUUCGCGCUGGCCAUGGCGGCCGUGCUCGCCAUGUUCUUCGCCGAGGUCGCCGCGUACCGGCUCGGCACGGCGCGUCUCCUCCGCCUCGGGGUGCGCAUUAGCGAGGAGCGGAACGAGGAACGGAGCAGCGACGUCGAAGCCCCGGGCAACAAGCCCGACCCGCUGGCCAAGCCGGUCGACUGCGACGAGGCGGCGUGCGCCGAGCCCGACUGCAUCGAGCCCGACUGCGGCGACCUCGAGUGCUGUGACGAAGACGACGGCUCGCUCUCCCAGCCCCCGAGCAACGCGGAAGCCGCGGCUCAGCUCAUCGCUAUCGGCGUGCUCGAAUUCGGCAUCGUCCUCCACUCGGUGAUUAUCGGGCUCACGCUGGCCGUGAGCGACGAGUUCAUCGUGCUCUUCAUCGUCAUCGUCUUCCACCAAAUGUUCGAGGGCCCGGGACUUGGAUCGCGACUCGCGACGCUGCCUCUGCCCAAGUCGGCCGGCUGGAUCCGGUACGCUGGCGCGAUCCUCUACGCGGGCUGCACGCCGGUCGGUAUCGCCGUCGGGCUCGGCCUGCGCGAGGGCUUCAACGGCAACAGCGGUCUCUUCAACGCCGUGGCAGGUAUUCUUGACUCGCUAUCGGCCGGAAUCCUCAUCUACACCGGCCUCGUCGAGCUCCUCGCGCACGAGGUGCUCUUCAACCCGCGCAUGAUGGGCGCAGAGACCCGACAGCUCGCUUACGUGCUGAGCUGUAUCGCCCUGGGGGCGGGCCUGAUGGCGCUGCUGGCCAAGUGGGCGUAG
Molecule: messenger RNA, 1217 nt
Organism: Vanrija pseudolonga
Lineage: Eukaryota; Fungi; Basidiomycota; Tremellomycetes; Trichosporonales; Trichosporonaceae
Gene: zrt1
Product: Zinc-regulated transporter 1
Exons: 3
Coding region: 123-1217 (364 amino acids)
Biological process (GO): zinc ion transmembrane transport
Cellular component (GO): plasma membrane
Molecular function (GO): zinc ion transmembrane transporter activity
Source: RefSeq, a predicted model, not a curated record